CUCUGUGAAUCGCAGGAGCGGCUUUGUGCGUUUCUUUUUGUGUGAGGCAGAGAGGCUCGGCGCUGCUCUCCUCCAAGGGCUUCUCACACUUUCUCUCAUACACAGACGUCAGCGUGCUCGCAUCCACACGCUCGCUUCACAGACAGCAGGGCUUCCGCCAUCCCAGACGCUGUCUGUUGCUCCGUCUGGGGGACGACAGAAAGAGAAUAGGGAUUUUAUCCUGGAUUGAAUCGGCAUGCGUCCACCGAGCCAGGCAUCAUCCCAAGGUUGAGCGGAGCGCGACCGUUGCAUCAGGAAGCAGGGAGGGAUGGAUCACGGGGAACAGGAAAGCAGGACGUGGAGCUGAGGUUCCAUUUUUUUUUUUAAAGGAUGCUGUCUGGUUCACGACAGGACCGUUAAGAGUUUAGUUGACGGAUCUGCUGCUCCUGCGCUGUAGUAGAUGGAGUGUGCAUGCUGUAGGAGAGGGCUGUGAUUCAGACACACAAAGCCCUUUAACAUGUGCCUCACUGAGGAUGUGCAGUGAUUUUUACUUGGCACAAUUGUAUCUGAGGUCAACUCUUCUCUAGACCCACUCACACCUCAGGUUUGACUUUCAAACUUUUAAGUAUUUGCGUUCUUCCGCUUCAGCACCGAAGGAUUUAAGACCAGUUUUGCGACGCUGCAUCCGGAAUGCAAAACUGCUGAAAUAUCGCCCUCCAUGGUUUCUGCCCGUUUCAAAAAGCUAUCGUCUUACAUCGUAAAGAUUUGCAAAGGAAUGUUUACAAAGAAACUGGCAAAUACUACGAAGAAGAAAGAGAGCCGCGAAAACAAAAAAGAACCUAAAACCUCCCCCGAGCUGCACGCACGGAACCCAACAUUGUCCACCACAUUGAAAAGCACAGUUAAAAAGAUCUCCAAAUGUUCAUCGGCACGCAAUAUAUCUCUUGAGGAGGACGAUGGACAAAACGACUGUUCCUCUCUCUCACCGACAUUUAGUUACCGCGUAGCGAUUGCAAACGGACUGCCAAGAAAUGCCCUCUUUCUGAACAAUAAUGAAUUUCAUGAGGUCUUGUCAAUUGAUAGCAAUUACUUUGACUCUCUGAACGAGGCGAAACUUGUCCAUAGAUUCGAUGAACAAAAAGCUUACACGAUGCCAGUAAGAAGGAAUAGGAAGAGUUUGAUUAGUUUGGCGCCCUCCGAUGGAAGCUCAGAGGGAGAGCGGGGAGAACGUAGCAGUCUUCACACACUUCGAUUGGGAGCUCUGAAAAAGUUGAGAAAAUGGAAGAAGAGCCAGGAAUGCGUGUCUUCAGAUUCAGAAGCUAGCAAUUGGAGAAAGACUCUUGGAAUCAGAAGCAAAUCUCUGGACCGAGCUGGGCGGCAACAGAAGACCACUACCCUGGAGCCAGGAUCUAGCUCGACGGGAUGUAUCAGUCAGACUCAGGAUGUGAUGGAAAUGAUCUUUAAAGAACUUCAGGGAAUCAGUCAGAUCGAGACAGAGCUCUCAGAACUGCGAGGGCACGUCAACGCCCUCAAAAGCUCCAUCGACGAAAUCUCCAGCAGCGUCGAGGUGGUGCAGAGUGAAAUUGAGCAGCUGCGUUCGGGAUUCGUUCAGUCUAGACGUGAGACUCGAGACAUCCACGACUACAUCAGACAGAUUAGCCACCAGACCAACAAAGCUGCUCUGAGAUUUCUAAAUGUGCCUGAGCAGAAGUAUGAAAAAACCGAAGAGCUUAUUUUUCAAAUUCUGAAAGAGAAAAUGGGUUUUGCAGAGGCACGCAAGACAUUUAAAAUUGAACUCGCCCAUCGACUAGGGCAACAACGAGAAUGUUACAAUGCUAAACCCCGACCCAUUGUUGUUAUAUUUUCAAGCCCGCAAGAUAGAGAUUUAGUUUUGAAAAAAUGUUAUAAGCUAAAAGGGACAGGCGUAUCAAUUUCAACUGAUAGUCUGGCACAUGAUUCGAAAGAAAGGAAAGACAAGGCAAUCGCCUCCUCUCAGACGUAUGAAAGCAUGGACAUCAAGGUUUCAACUAAAGACAAGGCUGAAAGCGAUGACUGGGACUCCAUGGAAAGUGACAAAGAGCUAGAUGAAUUAAGUAAGAACAAAUAUGCAAUUGUGUCCAAACCACCUCAAAAAAGUAAAUCGGACAAGAAAAAGUCUCAUGAUCACCGGCGGCUUGCCGAUGACACUCCGUACUCUGUCCACUACGCUGAUAAUGCGGCAUACGAUGACCCAGAGAAGCAAAGCAAGUCCUACUAUUCUGACAUAACAUCUGGAUGGCUUUCCCAGAGCGACUACUCUACACCCAAACUCAGUCGGUCCGAAUCUGACUGUUCCAAACUUUGCCAGUCAUAUUCCGAGGACUUCUCAGAAAGUCAGUACUUCACCAGAGUCAACGGCUGCUCCCUGCUCUCAUCCUCAGAUCAGGAACUUUGGCAGAGGAAGCAAGAAGACAUGGCGUCCUCCUGGUACGCUAGUCCUGCCAGUCAAACUUUGAGCCAAGAUCAACCUUACGUGGAACAUAAUGAAGUCGAAACCACUGAGACUAUUGACAGCGGUGUAAGUAAUGGUCUGGUUUGUGUUUCAGGGGACAGGAGCCAUUACAGUGGCUCUCAACUGUCUCUGCAAGGUGAUCUCUCACCGUGGAAAGAUUGGCAUCACCUUGAGCAAGGUGCUGAUUCAGGUUUGGAUGCUUCCACUGAACAAAACAUAAUCUCUGAGAUCAGUAGCCCCUUCGACCCUGCAGCCAACCCUGGAUUCCCUGAGAAAAUUACAAAAUGUUUAGAGGUCGAUUUGCAGUUUGAAGGCGAAACCUUUUUUACUUUAGAUAGCACACCCGAGACGGCACAAGACCAAGAUAUAGAUAUAGAACAUGAGCUUAUUCUCGAACCUGAGUUGGAGCCAGAACCAGAACAAAUACUAGAGCCUGAACCAGAGCCGGAGGUUGUAAUCGAACCCAUAGCAAAACCAGUAUCGGUACCUGUUGCUGAACCACAACCAGAAAAGAAGCCAAAGACCAAAAAGGUCACAGCUAAACCUGAAUCUGCUCCACAAACGCUGAAACGACAAGAGGUUAACCACCUCCAGCAGAACCAGAAAACCUCAGCCAUGUAUCGUAGCCAGAGUGAGAUUAGAAAUGAGAAAGUGGAGGAGGUACCUAAAUCCUGGAGCAGCAGGCUCAGCAUAGACCUCAGUGAAAAAACGUUUGGCUUUGGAGGAUUUGGAUCCACCCUGCAGAGAGCCAAGUCGGCUUUGGAUUUUGUGUGGAAUAAAAGUUCCCAACCCACCAACCCCCCGGUCGAAGAACCAAGCAACACCUCAUUCAUGGGCAGGUUCAGAACCACGUCCCAGUCCACAGCCAACAGCUCAAGCACAACUAUCGACUCUGACGUCUACACAGAACCUUUCUAUUACAAAGCAGACGAGGAAGAACAAGCUACUGAGCAACCGGUGGACAAUGAGACUCAUUAUGUGGAGGUGAUGGAGCAAGUGCUAGCUAAUCUGGAGAACAGAACAAAUGCAAAUGAGGUCGAGGAGCAGUAUCAGGAGGAAGAGUACGACGUCUCCCAAGAGGGGAACCCUGUACUGGAAUACGACUGCAGCCUUGAUGAGCAAUUCGAUGAGGAAUAUAGCGAGGAAUAUGAUGACAAUCCGUUGACCGAGGAUACAGAAGAGUAUGAAGUGAGUAUGGUGGAGUACGUUGAAGAAACCGAGGAACAAGAAGCCGAACCUGAGGAACAGGAGGAGGGUAAGGAGGAAACGAAGGAGGUUCAAGAAAUGACAGAAACGAAAGGAGAAGAUGAGGUAAAAGAGACUGUAGAACAAGAAGAUGAGAACAAAAAUCUUACAGAGGUUCCUGUCCAGGAAAAACCACCUCCCAAAAAAAGGAUACGACCCACCUUCAAAGAAGCAGCGUUGAGGGCCUACAGAAAGCAGAUGGCAGAAUUAGAACAGCAGAUCUUGGCUGGAGACAGCAGCGCUCUGGAUACAGAGGGUUGUGUUAACAUUCUGGAUCCAGCCAAACUGACAGGUGGAGGGGUUGGCAGCAUACUUUACGGCAUUGACAGUAUGCCAGAUUUACGCCGCAAGAGGACCAUGCCUAUUGUCCGAGACCUGACUUUGGCUGCUCGAAAGGCAGGCAUUGCGUUUGGCCUCGUGAACAGAUCGACUUUAAACAACGAGGAGCUGAAACUGCAUGUGCUCCGAAAGACCCUUCAGGCAUUGAUCUACCCAAUCUCCUCCACGACACCUCAUAAUUUCGAGGUGUGGACGGCCACUGCACCCACUUACUGUCAUGAAUGUGAGGGUCUGCUGUGGGGCAUCGCUCGGCAGGGCAUGCGCUGCACGGAGUGUGGGGUGAAAUGCCAUGAGAAAUGUCAAGAUCUCCUAAACGCAGACUGCCUUCAACGUGCGGUGGAGAAGAGCUCUAAACAUGGAGCCGAGGACAAAACCCAAAACAUCAUCAUGGCCAUGAAGGAACGAAUGAAAAUCAGGGAGAAGAACCGACCCGAGGUGUUUGAGGUAAUCGAGGAGAUGUUUCAGCUCUCGAAGGAAGACUUCACGACACAUCUGAAAACAGCCAAACAUGCCGUGCUGGAGGGGACGUCCAAAUGGUCGGCAAAAAUCACCAUCACAGUUUUAUGUGCUCAAGGUUUACAAGCCAAAGACAAGACCGGCUCCAGCGACCCCUAUGUCACAGUGCAGGUGGGAAAGACCAAGCGCAGAACCAAAACUGUCUUCGGCAACCUCAACCCCGUCUGGGACGAGAAGUUCUUCUUCGAGUGUCACAACGCCACAGACCGUAUCAAAGUGCGUGUGUGGGAUGAAGAUGAUGAUAUAAAGUCCAGAGUGAAGCAGCACUUUAAGAAGGAAUCGGAUGAUUUCCUGGGUCAAACCAUCAUUGAGGUGCGAAUGCUGAGCGGAGAAAUGGACGUCUGGUACAAUCUCGAGAAGCGGACAGAUAAGUCGAUGGUGUCUGGGGCGAUCAGGCUGAAGAUCAGUGUGGAGAUGAAGGGGGAAGAGAAAGUAGCUCCUCCUCACGGCCAGUACACAUGUUUACACGAGAAUCUCUUCCACUUCCUGACGGAGGUGAAAAACGGUGGAGUUGUGAAGAUCCCACAGGUUAAAGGUGAUGAUGCCUGGAAGGUUUACUUUGACGACGUGUCGCAGGAGAUUGUGGAUGAGUUCGCCAUGCGUUUUGGCGUGGAGUCUAUUUACCAGGCCAUGACUCAUUUCUCAUGCCUGUCCUCUAAGUACAUGUGUCCCGGCGUCCCGGCCGUGAUGAGUAACCUGCUUGCCAACAUCAACGCCUAUUUCGCUCACACCACCACUGCAACCACCAACAUCUCGGCCACGGACCGAUUCGCCGCAUCCAACUUCGGAAGGGAGAAGUUUGUGAAACUCCUGGAUCAGCUUCAUAACUCUUUAAGGAUUGACCUCUCCAAAUACCGGGAUAACUUCCCAGCUGGAAAUCCAGAGAGACUCCUGGACCUCAAAUCCACAGUCGACCUGUUAACCAGCAUCACCUUUUUCAGGAUGAAGGUACAAGAGUUGCAGAAUCCUCCCAGGGCCAGUGCAGUAGUUAAGGAUUGUGUUAAAGCAUGUCUGGAUUCAACAUACAAGUACAUUUUUGACAACUGUCAUGAACUCUACAACCAGCUACUGGAUCAGGCAAAGAAGCAGGAUUUACCACGGGAGGAACAGGGUCCGUCUAUUAAGAACCUGGAUUUCUGGCCCAAACUCAUCACUUUGAUGGUGUCUGUAAUCGAUGAAGACAGAACAGCUUACACACCCAUCAUUAACCAGUUCCCUCAAGAGCUGAAUAUGGGUAAAAUAAGUGCUGAAAUCAUGUGGAACCUCUUUGCCAUGGAUAUGAAGUAUGCAAUGGAAGAACACGAUAAGCAUCGUCUAUGCAAGAGCACUGAGUACAUGAAUUUACACUUCAAAGUGAAAUGGUUCCACAAUGAAUAUGUCCGGGAUCUGCCUGCCUUUAAGGGAAUUCCUCCUGAAUAUUCCCUGUGGUUUGAACCGUUUGUGAUCCAGUGGUUGGAUGAAAAUGAAGAUGUAGCCAUGGAUUUCGUCAACGGAGCCCUUGAGAGAGAUAAGAAAGAUGGGUUCCAGCAGACAUCUGAACACGCUCUCUUCUCUUGCUCGGUGGUGGAUGUGUUCACACAGUUGAAUCAAAGCUUUGAGAUCAUUAAGAAGCUGGAGUGUCCAAAUCCUCAAGCUCUUGCUCACUUCAUGCGGAGAUUUGCGAAGACCAUAAAUAAAGUCCUCCUCCAGUAUGCAGCCAUCAUCACAAAAGACUUCAGCAAUCAUCUGAACAAGGAUAAAGUGCCCUGUAUCCUCCUCAACAACAUUCAGCAACUCCGAGUUCAGCUGGAGAAAAUGUUUGAAUCCAUGGGAGGAAAACAGGAGGAAGGUUCUGUGGUCUUCUGCAAGCUGGAUGCUGAGGCGAGCGGUCUACUCAAAGAGCUGCAGAAUAAACUUAACACGGUGCUGGAUGAGCUCAGCGGAGUCUUCGGCUCCAGUUUUAAGCCCGUCAUUGAGGACUGUGUCAAACAAAUGAACCAGGAGCUGAACCAGAUGAAAGGAAACGCAGGGAACAAAAGUAACGCAGCUAUGGAUGCAGAAACUGUCCUGAGACCUCUCAUGGAUCUGCUUGACAAGAAUUUAAUAUUGUUUGCUAAGAUCUGUGAGAAAACGGUCCUCAAGCGAGUUCUGAAGGAGCUGUGGAAAAUAGUGCUCAACACCAUCGAACGACAGAUUGUUCUUCCUCCCCUCUCAGAUCAAACACAAGGAGCUCAGAUGCUCUUCAGUGCUGCCAAGGAUCUUGGUCAGUUAUCCAAACUGAAGGAACAUGUGACUCGAGAGGAUGCUCGUAGUCUGAGUCCUCGGCAGUGUGCCGCCAUGGAUCUAGUGCUGCCCACCAUCAAGCAAUAUUUCCAUGCGGGAGGGAACGGCUUGAAGAAAACCUUCUUGGAGAAGAGUCCUGAACUUAAGUCCUUGAAAUACGCCCUGAGCCUUUACACGCAACCCACAGAUGCCUUGAUCAAGAAAUAUAUAUGCACCCAACUAUCUCAAGGUCAGUCAACGUCUGGAUCAUUCGGGGAGGUGGCAGUCCAGGUGGAUCUGAUCUCUCACCCCGGCACAGGAGAGCACAAAGUCAGCGUUAAAGUGGUGGGUGUGAACAACAUGAACUGGCAGACCAAUGCCAUGUUCCGCCCAUUCGUGGAGAUCAACGCUAUUGGACCGCACCUGGCUGACAAGAAACGAAAGUUUAGCACCAAAACUAAGAACAACAACUGGUCUCCAAAAUACAAUGAAACAUUCCAGUACGUGCUGAGUAAUGAGCACGGCCCUGAGGCCUACGAGCUUCACAUUUCCGUGAAGGACUAUUGCUUCGCCCGAGAGGAUCGCAUCAUCGGCAUGACGGUCCUGCAGCUCCGGGAACUGGCGGAGAAAGGCAACGUGAACGCCAGCUAUCCGCUCGUCAGAAACAUUACGAUGGACGAAACCGGCCUGACCAUCAUGAGAAUACUGUCACAAAGGACCAACGACGAAGUGGCCAAAGAGUUUGUGCGUCUCAAAACGGACACGCGCUCAGCCGAGGAAGUAUCGUGAAGAGAUUCGUUGGGGAAACGAUAUGGCGACAGGCGGUUGUGUUUGUUUUUGUGCAUGUGUGUAAAACAUCUGUUGGAAUGUUCAUUUUAAACUACAAGUACGUACAAAGUGUUUACCUACCGUAUGCUCUCUCUAUCAAAUAUUAUAUUCUACAAAGUUACGUUCAAGAGACGUUGAAUACAGUUUUGUAUGACGAUUAGUCUUUUUGAACAGAUAUUGUAUUUGUUCAGAUAAAGUGCCAAACUUGAUGAGUUUAAGAAAAAAAAAUCUAUAGUCUAAAUACAAAUGCGUCUGAAUUAUUGGUGAAGUCUUUCUAAAUUUGCUCGAUUCUUUUGUCCGGUGUGCGUCAUCCUCUCUUUAAAUGUGUAGCGGUUUUCCUUUGUUUUCCGUUUCCUUUUUUUUCUUAUUGUUUUGCUUCCAUCAAGACAGCACUCGUGGUCUCGUUUUCUUGGUGACGUCUCUCCUCCCAUGUGUUCACAGUCACUAUGGGCAUCAGGUCGGAUUCUCACCCUUACAACGUUUUGUAUUUUAAGCCAAGACCAUUUUUUAAAUGGCGAUGACUGCUACGAAUCUCUUCAUAAGUGUUUGUAAUUUUAUAGCUGUUGACAACAUGAUAAACACCUUGUGUGCUGCCGGUCCGGGCAGAGAGGGGUGAAACGAUCUUUAUCGUUUGUUUAUUCGUAUGUUUAUUUACUUUAGGUUUUGUUUUUAUAACAGGCUUCCAGCCUUUCUGAAUUAUCACUGUGAAAAUGGGCUCUGAAAGGCAAAGCUUACGUCACAUUUGCUGAAUCUUUCAUAUCAUCAUUCAUUUAUUUUUAACAGUGUUUAUUUUGAAAAAAUAAAAA
Paramisgurnus dabryanus is the source of this 8445-nucleotide messenger RNA. Its product is annotated as protein unc-13 homolog C. Lineage: Eukaryota; Metazoa; Chordata; Actinopteri; Cypriniformes; Cobitidae. Gene Ontology annotation, molecular function: syntaxin-1 binding; diacylglycerol binding; phospholipid binding. Gene Ontology annotation, cellular component: presynaptic membrane; neuromuscular junction; plasma membrane. The record is from RefSeq and is a predicted model, not a curated record. Gene Ontology annotation, biological process: presynaptic dense core vesicle exocytosis; synaptic vesicle priming; dense core granule priming.